GAUCUUCCUCACAGGUCCUACAGCCACAUUCUUUCCUGCUCUGCUGAGCUCCACCCACUGCUGUCAUGUGACCAUUCUCCCAGGUCCUACAACUGCAUUCUUUUGCGGUCCGUGGACUUCCUCCUCUUACAGUACUGAGCUCCGCCCCCACAUGUACUGGUCACAUGACUGUGACAUCAUCACAGGUCCUGCACCUCUCCCUUCUAUCCUUAUCUUCAGUUAUUCUUCGGAAGAAAAACACCCAAAAAUCAGCUGAUUCAGUUGUCUCCUCUUCUCCUGAAUGACCCCCAAGGAUGGGCAAGGACAGGAAUGAGAUGACUAAGAGAAUUUUACACUUCACCUUGGAGAUCCUCCACCUGCUGACCGGAGAGGAUUACACCAUAGUGAAGAAGACAUGGGGGGAGUGUGUGACCCCCAGCAGCCAUCUCCAUGAGUCAGGAGGACGGAGCAGGGCCCGGGGCCCCAUCACGGAGCCUCGACCUCAACCACUGAUACAUGAGAAGAAGAUCCUAGAACUCAUCCACAGGAUCACUGAGCUGCUGACUAGAGAGGUUCCUAUAAGGUGUCAGGAUGUGGCGGUCUAUUUCUCCAUGGAGGAGUGGGAGUAUGUAGAAGGACACAAGGAUCUGUACCAGGACAUAGUCAUGAUGGAGGAUCACCGGCCCCUCACAUCACAAGAUGGAGUCAUUGAUAGAAAUCCACCCGAGAGGUGUCCCUGCCCUCUAUAUUCCCAGGACUGUCCAGAGGGAAAUGUCCCAGAGAAGCAUCAGGGGGAAGAUCUGACCAUUAUUAAAGUGGAGGAUGAAGAAGAGAGGAUGAGCGGCCAUCACCCGUGUAUGAGGGAAGUGAAGGAGGAAAUUCCAGGAGGUGGUACCCAAGAAAAUCCCAGAAAGAACUUUGAAGAAAGCGUCAUGUUAUGUCUGAAUUAUAAAGUAAAGGAUGAAGAUGAAGACCUUCUUACCCCUAAUGUCCAUCCAAAUCUAUCAUAUAAUAAUCCACCUGAUCAUGGGGAACCGUCUGCUCACCAACCGCACAUAGUCACCACAAGGACAGAGAAGAGAGCGGGGAAAAAGUUUCACAUUGAAGAGAAGCCUUAUUCAUGCUCAGAAUGUGGGAAAUGUUUUACACGAAAAUCCAGUCUUGCUCAACAUGAACGAAUUCACACAGGAGAAAAGCCAUAUUCAUGUCCAGAAUGUGGGAAAUGCUUUACAAAUAAAUCAGAUCUGGUUACGCAUGACAGAAUUCACACUGGAGAGAAACCGUAUUCAUGUUCAGAAUGUGGGAAGUGUUUUUCACAAAAAUCCAGUCUUGCUGCACAUGAGAGAAGUCACACAGGAGAGAAGCCAUAUUCGUGUUCAGAAUGUGGGAAAUGUUUUACAAACCAAUCGAGCCUUGUUUUUCAUAAAAGAAUUCACACAGGAGAGAAGCCGUAUUCAUGUUCAGAAUGUGGGAAAUGUUUUACAAACCAAUCACAUCUUGUUACACAUGAGAGAAUUCACACAGGAGAGAAGCCAUAUUCAUGUCCAGAAUGUGGGAAAUGUUUUAUUACCAAAGGCAAGCUAAGGAAUCAUCAAAGAACUCACACUGGAGAGAAGCCAUAUUCAUGUUCUGAAUGUUGGAAAUAUUUUACAAAUCAAUCGAAUCUUGAUACACAUAGAAAAAUUCACACAGGAGAGAAUCUAUUUGCAUGUUUAAAAUGUGCAAAAAGUUUUACAACUCAUUCAAAUCUUGUUAGACAUGAGAGAAUUCACACAGGAGAGAAGCCGUUUUCAUGUUCAGAAUGUGAAAAAUGUUUUAUCACUAAAUGCAGACUAAAGAGUCAUGAGAAAAAUCAUUGAGGAGAAACCAUUUUAAUGUUGUGGCAAAUACUUUGUAGCGUCAUUUAUUAACCUUUUAAGGACAUCACGUGUUUUUUUUUUUUUUUUUUUUUUUGCACUUUGUUUUUUUUCCUUCUUGUCGUCUAAUAGCCAUAGCACUUUUAAUUUACCACCUACAGACCCAUUUGAUGUCCACUCUAUAUUGGCUCUCACUAUCGAGAGUCUUUUUUUUUUUUUGUCAUAGAAAAUGGAAGCCUCUGAAGUAGAGCAGCAAAUGUUCUAGAAAACGACAUGAGAAGGGUCAAAUGGUCAUCUACAGGGAUUUAAUGCCAAAGAGGACAUCUGCUCGGUAACAUCUGUCCUGCUGCUGGUGCCAAUAAUCUGCCCGGUAACAUCUGUCCUGCUGCUGGUGCCAAUAAUCUGCCCGGCAACAUCUUUGCUGCUGAGGGUGACCUAAAUCUGCCCGGCAACAUCUUUGCUGCUGAGGGUGACCUAAAUCUGCCCGGCAACAUCUGUCCUGCUGCUGGUGACCCAAAUCUGCCCGGCAACAUCUGUCCUGCUGCUGGUAACCCAAAUCUGCCCGGUAACAUCUGUCCUUCUGCUGGUGACCUAAAUCUGCCCGGCAACAUCUGUCCUUCUGCUGGUGACCUAAAUCUGCCCAGCAACAUCUGUCCUUCUGCUGGUGACCAAAUCUACCCGGCAACAUCUGUCCUUCUGCUGGUGACCCAAAUCUGCCCGGUAACAUCUGUCCUUCUGCUGGUGACCCAAAUCUGCCCGGCAACAUCUGUCCUUCUGCUGGUGACCCAAAUCUGCCCGGCAACAUCUGUCCUUCUGCUGGUGACCCAAAUCUGCCCGGCAACAUCUGUCCUGCUGUAGAGACUCAGCACACAAGUCAGUAAAGAUAACGGGAGGGGGUGGUCAUCCCUUGUGGCUCUACAUUAUAUUCCGGGCCCUUGCCAUUGUAGAGGUUCCUUUUCUACCAAGUUGGGCUUCGAUCACCAACAGGUCAAGGGGGGGGGGGCAAUAAUAAGGAAAGGUUUUCAUAUAGAAACCCUUAAAGGGGUACUCCUUUCCUAGACAUCUUAUCUCCUAUCUAAAGGAUAGGGGAUAAGAUGUCUGAUUGUGGGGGUCCCGCCACUGGGGACCACCGCGAUCUAAGCUGUGGCACCCCAGACAUCCAGUGUACGGAGCAAAUGACUGGUGAUGCAGCACAGAGGCUUGUGACGUCACG
Messenger RNA from Hyla sarda, 3048 nucleotides. RefSeq names its product zinc finger protein 154-like. Lineage: Eukaryota; Metazoa; Chordata; Amphibia; Anura; Hylidae. Gene Ontology annotation, molecular function: DNA-binding transcription factor activity; RNA polymerase II cis-regulatory region sequence-specific DNA binding. The record is from RefSeq and is a predicted model, not a curated record. Bases 294 to 1838 code for a protein of 514 amino acids. Gene Ontology annotation, biological process: regulation of transcription by RNA polymerase II. The transcript is spliced from 7 exons.